Messenger RNA from Moesziomyces antarcticus, 540 nucleotides. RefSeq lists its product as uncharacterized. Lineage: Eukaryota; Fungi; Basidiomycota; Ustilaginomycetes; Ustilaginales; Ustilaginaceae. The transcript has 4 exons. The coding region runs from base 1 to 540 and encodes 179 amino acids. The record is from RefSeq and is a predicted model, not a curated record.
AUGGCUGUCGACCCAAAGAGAGUGUUAUUGCCGACGAUCCGUCGCGUGCCCAAUGAAGCUGCUGCGUCUUUUUGUUGUCACCUUGCCAGCAUUCGCGUCGCUGGGUGGCCAACCUACCUGCGUCAGAGCGUGUGGGUGCCACUUCAUCUCGCCACCACCGCGGCAAGCCGCCGAGGCGCGGCGAGCUCGACAUCUCCGACCAAUGGCACCGAGGCUGCAUGGCGCACCAAACAAGCUCAACCGUUUCCCCCCCCCUCCUUCCUGGCCUCCGUGUCCGCUCGCACACAAGCUUUGGCUCUCGGUGCACCUGCCGAACGCCAUGGCUUGCUCGUUGCCAGCACCGAGAUUCGACCGCUCGCCGGCCGUUCGCCUGAAGCGCUUCGCUUUUCCCACACAGACGCACAAGGCCUCCUCCGAGACGGCACGCUGCGUGUCAACCUAGCGCUCGUCUGCCCGCUCGACCGCGGAAGCAUCCUGCCUCGGCCGCCUGCUGCUCGUCGUGUUCAGAGCUCUUCGCAACACGCUCCCUACUCGUACUGA